AUGUCCGAGGAGAAAAAAUCUGUUGCGAAUAGCAAGGGGAUGCGGGCUGUCAUUUUAGUUGGGGGUUACGGGACUCGUCUGCGUCCCCUCACCCUAACGAUGCCAAAGCCUUUGGUGCCGUUUUGCAACAAGCCAAUAAUCGUACACCAAGUAGAGGCACUGCGAGACGCGGGGGUGACGGAAGUGAUUCUUGCCGUUGCGUAUCGCUCCGAUGCGAUGAGAAAAAACAUGGACUAUUGGUCAAAGGAGCUUGGCGUCUCUUUUGUCUUUUCUCUGGAGGAGGAGCCCCUUGGAACGGCGGGGCCACUGGCUCUGGCGCGUGAUAUUCUUUUACAGGAUGAUCAGCCUUUUUUUGUUUUGAACGCUGAUAUCACAUGCCGAUUUCCCCUGCGAGAACUUCUUUCAUUUCACCAGAAGAGUGGGAAGGAGGGCACCAUUGCCGUGACGAAGGUGACAGAUUGGCAGAAGUACGGCGUUGUUGUUUUUGAUGAAGCAACAGGAGUUAUUGAUCAAUUUGUGGAGAAGCCAAAGAAUUUUGUGGGAGACCGCAUCAACGCCGGUAUUUAUGUGUUCAACAAGAGUGUCCUUAACCGAAUUAAAGUGGAGAAGACUUCUAUUGAAACGCAGGUUUUUCCACAGAUGGCAAGCGCCAAGCAGCUCUGUGCGUUUAUUCUUGAGGGUUUUUGGAUGGACAUUGGCGUUCCUAAGGAUUACAUUGAGGGCGUCGGAAAAUACCUCCGGUCACUCAACGGGACCCCGAAGGAGUCACAAGAAGUCUACGGGUUUGGUCAGGCGCAUAAGACUGAUGAUUUUACCGUCAUUGGUUCCGUUAUCAUUGACCCCAGCGCCAAAAUUGGAAAAGGAUGCGUUAUUGGGCCAUUUGCAACCAUUGGGCCGGGCUGUGUUAUCGGUCCCACCUCACGUAUCCGAAACUCUGCGAUUCUCGACGAAAGCACCAUCGGUAAGGGGACGUUGGUUGACUCCAGCAUUAUUGGCUGGAAGUCGAGGGUUGGCUCCUGGUGCCGUGUAGUAAACAAUACCGUUCUGGGGGAGGACGUGGAGGUGAAGGACGAAUUGUUUCUAAAUGGAAUAAAGGUCCUUCCAAAUAAGUCGAUAUUGCAGAGCUAUCAUGAGCCGGAGGUUGUUAUGUAA
Messenger RNA from Trypanosoma cruzi, 1152 nucleotides. Its product is annotated as mannose-1-phosphate guanyltransferase, putative. The transcript has a single exon. Gene Ontology annotation, biological process: cell wall mannoprotein biosynthetic process; GDP-mannose biosynthetic process. Gene Ontology annotation, cellular component: cytoplasm. Gene Ontology annotation, molecular function: mannose-1-phosphate guanylyltransferase (GTP) activity; GTP binding. Bases 1 to 1152 code for a protein of 383 amino acids. NCBI's taxonomy places the organism in Eukaryota, Euglenozoa, Kinetoplastea, Trypanosomatida, Trypanosomatidae. The record is from RefSeq and is a predicted model, not a curated record.